AUGCCUCCCGCAGCCGACCCCAGCGCGAACCCAGACGCCGCCUCCACGGUGGACGCUCCCAUGGCCGACGCCCCCGACGUCGCUUCUUCCCCGGCGCCUGUCCCCCAAGCUGCUCCGAGCCCGGCUCCCGCAGCGCCUCCGCGCACCGGAACCCCCAGCCGCAACCUCAACAACGGCGAUGCCAGCUCACGUGCAGGCUCCGUCCACCCCGACACUCACUCCCUUAACCUCCCGAACUCGGCCACGCCUCACGGCGACAGCGCCCGAAUGUACAUCAACUCCACCGUCACGGCGGCGUUGCUCGAGGGAAUGAAGAAGAUCGGUAGAGACCAACCCGCCAACCCUCUCAAGGUCUUGGGCGAGUUCCUCAUCCAAAAGUCCCGCGAGCGCGGCGAGCCUGAGUCGAGUUGA
Colletotrichum chrysophilum is the source of this 411-nucleotide messenger RNA. RefSeq lists its product as uncharacterized. The record is from RefSeq and is a predicted model, not a curated record. The transcript is spliced from 3 exons. Bases 1 to 411 code for a protein of 136 amino acids. NCBI's taxonomy places the organism in Eukaryota, Fungi, Ascomycota, Sordariomycetes, Glomerellales, Glomerellaceae.